AUGAGUUUGACUGAAUCACAUCUUAUUGGAAAUAUUGAUAUUCCUUUACAAGAAACUACAUACCCAAAACACUUUUUAGAAAUAGUUGAAAAUAACCCUAAUAAAGAAUGUUUUGUAUUUAGGUCUAGUAGAACUGGAGCAAAUAUUAGACAUACAUACUCCCAGUUACUUAAUACAUUAAAUAGUGUAAUUCAAGGAUUUAAAAAUGAAAUUCAUAUGGAAUUACAUACAGUUGUUGCUAUUUAUCUUCCAAAUUGUUGUGAAUACGUUUAUUCACAAUUAGCUGCAUUAUGUGGAGGUUAUAUAAUGAUGCCAUUAAACCCAUUAUAUACAAAACCACAACUUGAAAGACUUUUACCAAGAGUAAAUCCAUCAGUAAUUAUCUCAUUGACAGCAAUGAAACAAAACAUUCCAAACGGUUACAAUGUUUGUUUUAUUGAUUCUAAUUUAGAAGAAGACCCUUCAAAUAAAAUUUAUUCUUUGAAAAAAUUUCUUUCUUCUCCUUGUGAAAGAAACUACAUAAAAGAGGUAUCUGAAAUUUUAAAACCAAAUGAUAUUUCAUUUUAUGGAUGUACUUCUGGAUCAACAGGAGAACCUAAAAUUUGUACUUAUACCCAUUUUGCAAUGAUUAAUCCAUUCAUCACUCUUGAUCAUACUACAAAUACUCCAGUUGAAAGAAGAAGAGCUCUUUGUUUUACACCAUUGUUUACUACAGCAGCACACUUCCAAAUUGAUGCUAUUUUUGCUGCUGGAGCAACUGUUGUUGUUUGUGAUAAAUUUGAACCAGAAAGUAUUCUUAAAUUUAUUCAAGAAGAAAAAAUUACUAACGUUAAUUGUGCUCCAUCAGGUAUUUUAGCACUUAUUCAUCAUCCUAGUUUUAGUACAGAAAAAGUAAAAACUGUAGAACAUGUUAUUAUGGGAGGUGCAGUUGUUAGUGAUGCUUUAAUGAAUGAAGCACAAAAUAAAAUGGGUCUUCUUGACUGUAAAUCUGGUUAUGGUAUGACCGAAACAUGUGGUGUAAUGUAUACAAUGACUACUACAGUUGGACAACUUCAACCACAUUAUGAAUUAAGAAUUGUUGACCAUGUAACUCGUAAGAUUACACCAGUUGGAGUUCCAGGAGAGAUUGAAGUGCAUACUAAAAUUAUGAUGUCUGGUUAUUUAAAUAAUGAAAAAGCAAAUAAAGAAUCUUACACUGAAGAUGGAUGGUUUAAGACUGGUGAUGAAGGUAAUUUAGAUAAAUAUGGAAGACUAAUUAUUACUGGAAGAGUGAAAGACAUGAUUAUUCGAGGUGGUCAUAAUGUGUUCCCAUCAGAAAUUGUUGAUACUCUUCAAACACAUCCUAAUGUUGUUUUAUGUGGAUGUGUAUCUGUUCCAGAUAGAGCACAAGGAGAACUUAUUGUUGCAUUUGUUACAUUAAAGAAAGAAACAAAAGAAAGUGAGUUAAAAGAAUUUUGUAGACAAAGAUUAGUAUCAUUUGCAGUACCAACACAUAUCUUUGUAAUAGAAAAGAUGCCAUUAAACAGUUUUGGUAAAGUAUAUAAUCCUGAACUUAGAAAGAUCGCUGCAGAAAAAAUUAAAAUAUAUUGGCAAAAUAAAUGUGAAAAUAAUCCAUGUCCUCCAUCAACUGAAGCUGGUAAUGCUCUUGCUUCUUUAUGGUCAGAAUGGUUUGAAAUUCCACAAAAAGCUAUUUCAAAAGAUAUGAAUUUCUUUGAUAUUGGAGGAGAUUCAUUAGUUGGUAGUCAGACUGUAGGAUUAAUAAGAAAAUUUGUUUCAGAUGCACCAUUUGAUUUAUUAACUAAAUGUCCAACAAUAGGCCUUUUAGAAGAGUAUGUAUUAAAUCCAAAACUUGACCUUAUCCAUCCACAAUUUAAGAAAGAUAUUGAAGAUAUUCAAAACCUUAAAAUGGAACCAAUUCAAAUUGAAUCAAACCAAAAGAAAGUUGCUUUCUUAACUGGUUCUAAUGGAUUUCUUGGAGUUCAUUUAAUUCAAGCACUUCAAAAGAAAGGAUAUCAUGUUCUUUGUUUAGUUAGAUCAUUAACAAUUAGUGAUGGAUGGAAACGAAUAACACAAUCAGCAACUAACUCUCAAAUAACACUUGACCUUAAUAAAAUCGAAAUUAUUUGUGGAGAUGUUUCAUUAGUAAAAUGUGGAUUAAAAGAUGAUGUUUUUAAUUCUAUUGUUUCUAAAAUUGGAUUAAUUAUUCACAACGCUGCAUUUGUUAAUUGGAAUAGAAGUUAUGUUGAUAUGAGAGGUUCUAAUUAUAUUGGAACUCAAAAUGUAAUCGAAUUCGCUACAAAAGCUAAAGUUCCAUUUAUUUAUGUAUCAUCUAUUGGAGUAGCUGCAUGUGUUGGAGGUAAAGAAAUAAUACCAGAUGGUACUGUUUUACCAUUUAAGGCAAAUGGAUAUAUUCAAACCAAAUGGAUGAACGAACUUUAUUUAAAUAAAUUAAGAGGCUUUGGAUAUAAGAUUGGUAUUUUAAGACCAGCUUUUAUUUCUGGUAAUUCUGUAUCUGGUUGUUCUAACACUGACGACUUUAUUUGGAAGUUAGUACGUUUACUUGUAAAUAAUGGACUUUCUCCAAAUGAACAAAAAAUGAUUCUUACCCCAGUUGAUUUAGUUGCUAAUGCAUUCACUGAAGCUGUUAAUAAUCUUCCUAUCGCAGCUAAUUUAAUACCAUUACAUCCAGCUGAUAUUAGUUAUGUUUGUGAUCUUGUUGCUAAACGAAUGAAUAAAACUAUUGAACACAAACCAAUGAAUGAAAUUAAAGAACAACUUAUUUCAUUAGCACAGAGUGGAAAUAAAGAAGUAUUAACAUUACUUCCAUCUAUGCAAAUGAGUGGUUCAUUAGAUAUUGAAUAUAAAUGGGUUAAAGAGCAUUCUCUUGACCUUUCAGAAACACAACAAUCUUUAGAUAACUCUGUUACCUAUCUAUUUAAUACUGGUUUCUUUGGAGAAGAAUUUAGUGAUGGAAAAACACAAGCCUUUGGACGUUCUCAUUGA
Messenger RNA from Entamoeba nuttalli P19, 3003 nucleotides. Its product is annotated as acyl-CoA synthetase, putative. The record is from RefSeq and is a predicted model, not a curated record. The transcript has a single exon. NCBI's taxonomy places the organism in Eukaryota, Evosea, Mastigamoebida, Endamoebidae. The coding region runs from base 1 to 3003 and encodes 1000 amino acids.